Molecule: messenger RNA, 850 nt
Organism: Calidris pugnax (ruff)
Lineage: Eukaryota; Metazoa; Chordata; Aves; Charadriiformes; Scolopacidae
Product: probable asparagine--tRNA ligase, mitochondrial
Exons: 6
Coding region: 56-736 (226 amino acids)
Biological process (GO): asparaginyl-tRNA aminoacylation
Cellular component (GO): mitochondrion
Molecular function (GO): ATP binding; asparagine-tRNA ligase activity; nucleic acid binding
Source: RefSeq, a predicted model, not a curated record
GCGGGCGGGAUGAUGGCGGGCCGCCGGAGGGAGCAGGUCCGCUAGGCCCUCCGUCAUGCUGGGGGCUCGGGGAGGGUGGCAGGCCCUUCGCCGCUACUCCUCCCUGCCUCGGGCCGUGCGGCUGCGGGUCCGCGAAGCGCUGGGGGCUCGGCAGCCGGUUGACGAGGUUAAAGUGCAGGGCUGGGUCCGCUCUGUCCGAUCCCAGAAGGAAGUUUUGUUCCUGCACAUAAAUGAUGGGAGUUCUCUGGAAAGCCUCCAGGUGGUUGCUGAUCCCAGUCUGGAAAAUAGAGACCUGACUUUUGGAAGCGCAGUGGAAGUGCAAGGAAAACUGGUCAAAAGUCCUCAUAAGAGGCAAAACAUGGAGCUGAAAGCCGAAAGCAUCCGUGUGGUGGGACCUUGUGAUACUUGGUCGUUCCCCCUAAAAAUGAAGGAGAGGCACCCGCUGGAGUACGUCCGACAGUUCCCUCACCUGCGGUGCAGAAACAACACGCUCGGCUCCCUCCUGAGAAUCCGCAGUGAAGCCACUGCAGCCAUCCACUCGUUCUUCCAGGAUAAUGGCUACGUGCAUAUUCAUACCCCCAUAAUUACAUCAAAUGACUGUGAAGGUGCCGGGGAACUCUUUCAUAUUGAGACAUCAAAUGAGACGAGGGAAUCUGCAGAAAAGGCCCAUUUCUUCAAUGUUCCUGCCUUCCUGACGGUCUCUGGUCAGCUCCAUUUGGAAGUGAUGGCGGGGUGAGCAAAAUGGGAAGUUUUUCUCUUGAUCUGGGGGAUCUUCUCAGUUGGUAAUUUUUGCCCCAUUGGUACCCAUUAGACACCUGCCCCACGUGGGCCAGCAAUAAAUUGAGCAGCA